AUGUCGAAGGGAGACGCCAAGGCCAAGAAGGCCAUCUAUUUCGAGAAGCUCCACAGCCUGCUCGUCAACUACCCGAAGAUCUUCAUCGUGGAGGCGGACAAUGUCGGCUCUCAGCAGAUGCACCUGACCCGUCAGUCCCUCCGUGGUGAGGCUGAGAUUCUCAUGGGUAAGAACACCAUGGUCCGCAAGAUCAUCCGUGAGGCUGUCGACAACAACCCCGACCUGGAGCGCCUGCUGCCGCACAUCAACGGCAACAUCGGCUUCGUCUUCACCAAGGGCGACCUGAAGGACGUCCGUGCCAAGAUCAUGGCCCAGCGUGUUGCUGCCCCCGCCCGUGCCGGUGCCAUCGCCCAGCAGGACAUUUGCCUCGAGCCGCACAACACCGGCCAGGGUCCCGAGAAGACCUCUUUCUUCCAGGCCCUGCGCAUCAACACCAAGAUUACUCGUGGUACCAUUGAGAUUCUGAACAAGGUCACCCUUAUCGCUGAGGGCGAGAAGGUCGGCCCCUCUGAGGCUGCUCUCCUCAACAUGCUUGGCAUGUCCCCCUUCACCUACGGUCUGACCGUGCGCACCAUCUACGACUCCGGUGCCAUGUUCUCCCCGGAGAUCCUCGACAUCGACGAGGACGUCCUCCUCGGCCACAUCCGUGCCGGUAUCGCCAACGUCGCUGCCGUUUCUCUGGCCGUCGGUGUGCCCACCAAGGCCUCCGUCACCCACUCCAUGGUCAACGGUUUCAAGAACCUGCUCGGUGUUGCCGCCGCCACCGACCUGUCCUUCCCCGCCGCCGAGAAGAUCAAGGAGUACCUUGCCGACCCGUCCAAGUUCGCCGUCGCCGCCGCCCCCGUUGCCGCUGCCGCUGCCCCCGCCGCCGCUGCCGCCGCCCCGGUCGAGGAGUCCGACGAGUCCGACGACGAUAUGGGCUUCGGUCUCUUCGACUAAGCGCGCAUCCUCCGCCCUCGGGCCGUGUGUGUCGCGGCUUCGCGCCUUGCCGCCGCUCCUCUCCUCCGUCUCGCCUCCUCCACCUCCCUCCUGCCGCGUGCCCUGCUAUUUUGCUGGGCCGCGCAUGUGUGCGUGUGUGGUGUGCCGGCGAUCGCGGGGGGGCCGGAGCGAGGGAUGGCCAAUGUCGUCGCCCGGCGGCCCGUGUGGGUGCCCUUACACGCGCGCGCCCGCCUGAUGAUGGCGUGUGUGCUGUGCGUGGUCGAUCGAGAAAGAAUCACAAAGCGGCGCCCGGGGUUCUGCUGCUGCUGCGUCUGUGUGCCCCCCCCCCUCCUUCGGAAGGGGCAGGGGCCCGGUGCCGCUGCCGUUGUCCUCCUGUGCACGCUGGCCUUCUGAGUCACUUGCGACACAUCAAUACAGUUCCCGGAUUGUAGCCGUAAUUUGCCUUGUCUCUGUCGCCCCCCUCCUCCUCUCGCGCGCGCGCCGCGCCGCCGCUCUUUCCCCUGUGGGGCAACAAGCUGGCAGCGGGGCGGGUCUUUCCCCUUGUGUGUGUGUGUGUGUGCGCGGAGGGAGGCAGGGUUUGCGCACAUGUGUGUUGGCACACGCCUCGGCGGCGAC
Molecule: messenger RNA, 1554 nt
Organism: Fonticula alba
Lineage: Eukaryota; Rotosphaerida; Fonticulaceae
Product: 50S ribosomal protein LP0
Exons: 1
Coding region: 1-939 (312 amino acids)
Biological process (GO): ribosomal large subunit assembly; ribosome biogenesis; cytoplasmic translation
Cellular component (GO): cytosolic large ribosomal subunit
Molecular function (GO): structural constituent of ribosome; large ribosomal subunit rRNA binding
Source: RefSeq, a predicted model, not a curated record